GGCAUCGCAACGUUGUGUUGCUAAAGAUUCUGUGGACUGUGUUCGCGUACCGGACCGAGGCAGCACGGUGUCAGUUAUAUUGUAGGAUAUCGGACUGUUCGCGACUGUGUUCGGAUGCCACGCUAGAGCUGCGGUGGGAGAGGACGGAAUGGCAGACAUACGCAAGAAACUCGUGGUCGUGGGGGACGGCGCGUGCGGGAAAACGUGUCUUCUGAUCGUGUUCAGCAAAGACGAGUUCCCCGAGGUCUACGUCCCCACCGUGUUCGAGACGUACGUGGCGGACAUAGAGGUGGACAACAAGCAGGUCCAGCUCGCGCUGUGGGACACGGCGGGCCAGGAGGACUACGACCGCCUGCGGCCGCUCUCCUACCCGGACACCGACGUCAUCCUCAUGUGCUUCUCCGUGGACAGCCCGGACUCGUUGGAAAACAUUCCCGAGAAGUGGGUGCCCGAGGUGAAACACUUCUGCCCCAACGUGCCCAUUAUUCUGGUGGCGAACAAGAAGGACCUGCGCAACGACGAGAACGUGAAGAACGACCUGUCGCGGCUGAAGCUGGAGCCGGUGAAGGCGGAGGACGGCCGCGCCAUGGCCACGCGCAUCGGCGCCUAUGACUACUUGGAGUGCUCGGCCAAAACCAAGGAGGGGAUCUGGGAGGUGUUCGAGACGGCGACGCGCGCCGCGUUGCAGAAGCGGCGGACGCCGCCGAACGGGUGCCUCAAGUGCUGCGUCCUGAUGUGAGCGGACUUUGUGCGGCCGACGAUGACGCACCCGCGGCUCCGCCACGAGGCUCUGGACGCGCCUCGACGUGCGCGGCGGCGACCGGGCUGAGCCGAAACAUGUGACUGGCGACGAAUGACUUGUUUUGAGCACGGCUGGGGAUCUGUGUGGGAACGGGAUCUGGUUCCAGCCUGGUGUCUGGUGGAUCACAUGGUCCCAGUGUGACUCAGAGGGGUGAAGAAGAGACGCCAGCUGUCGACCCCCCUCUCCCGUGGACAAGGCUGACCGCAGGCCUGCUUUGGAGCCAACGUUCCAAUUGCUGAAUUAUCGUGUGUGUGAAAGCCUUCCUGCCACGGUUCAUACUUUACAAUGGGCAAAGCAAAAGACUGCACUCUUUACUUGUCUACCUUGUUGUGAAAACGUCCCCCAACGCUUAGUAAAUCACGGGAGGAACCAGUCCCGGAAGCCUAAACUCCAGCUUGAGUGUUGUUCACUGGUGGAUGUGGACAAUCUGCUUCGCGUUUCCGUUCCGCUCUAGUUGUGUUACAUUUAAUGUACGCGGGCAGUAUUUUCAGGAGAGCUCUGAGCAUGAGACUUGUUGUUCUGUUGUAAAAACAUUGUGUCAUGAGAGAAUUGGCUCUAUAAGUGGUGGGAUAUUUAUACAGUAUAUGGAUUAAGCCAUGUGAUGACAAAACCAUAUUACUAUAAUUAUACAACAAUGACACAAAUUUAAAUAAAGGGCAUCCCUUUGACUAGAACUAACUAGUAUUAUUUUCCUUUUUUGUUUUCAGCUGUACAACUAACUUAUACUGGUUGAGAAAGGUUUUCCGAACCUAAUGUCUUUCAUUAUGAUUGUAUGUGAAACUCGAAGCCUGGCUGAUACUUUGAACGUAAUGUCACUGAGCAUUUUCCACUCUUGUGAAACUAAUUCAGCUCCUGUUUUAACGUGUCUCUGCGCACAAGCGUGGUGUAAGUGACUUUGAGGGAGUUCUUGUUCCAAUGACAGCUAUGAACAAAGGGAGCUGUUAAAAACCCUGCUGGAUGUACACAGCGAGAUGCUUUUUUAAUGGAAACUGAUGACAAAUGUUCAACUUAGCUUUAAAUGGUUUUACAAAGCUUAGUAAGAUACGUAAAAAAAGCCGAGUUGAAGGAGUAACUUGUAUUAGUUGAAUCAGAGUUAUAGGCGUGUAAAAGUCACAUUCCUGCUGUCUGUUGCUGGGCUUUUUGCUGACUUCCACAUCAGGAAUGCUUUGUGCUGGACUGGUAAAUUUCCCACACUGGCCUCUUUCAUGUGCCUCUGAUUUCCAGUGUUCACUGAUCAGGCUGUGAGGUUUCACCCGUGUUUUUUAGAACAAAUGUGCUUAUCCUGUUCAGUGUGCUCACAUUAUAUUGCACAAUAUUUUCUAGGAGCGGAUGGUAGAUCGCAAACAGUGGGAAUCCACGACGCAAUGAAAGAGAACAAGCUGUACUAUUCCGGGAAAGUAAAUAAAAAUCAGUGUGUCACUA
Betta splendens (Siamese fighting fish) is the source of this 2224-nucleotide messenger RNA. Its product is annotated as rho-related GTP-binding protein RhoB. The coding region runs from base 149 to 739 and encodes 196 amino acids. Lineage: Eukaryota; Metazoa; Chordata; Actinopteri; Anabantiformes; Osphronemidae. Gene Ontology annotation, biological process: small GTPase-mediated signal transduction. The transcript has a single exon. The record is from RefSeq and is a predicted model, not a curated record. Gene Ontology annotation, molecular function: GTPase activity; GTP binding.